UUUUAAUUUCGAAAAUUGAAGAAACGAAACUACUAAAAUCCCUAACCCUCUCAGUCUCCAGUCUCAAGACUCCUUCGGCGGUCACCAUUAACACUGACCGCCCGCCGGUGCAUUUCCCAUUUUCUCUCUCCCCCGAGCAUCUCUUCUCUUCUCCUCUCGGUCUCGGACUCUCGGCUCUCACUCGUACCAUCGCCUCUCUCUGCCUCUUCGGAGUUGCAGCAUUGCUCGUUGGCCUGGCGUGUGUUGCUGCACUGUGCAAACAUAGCUGUUAGAAAGGUACUACAAAUAUGCAAAGCUUUCAUAGAAUCAUAUCUCGACUAUCGUCAACUUCUCUCAACCCAAGCACAAAGGUAGUUGGCUUUUUAAAGGAAAAAACUCCACCUCUUUCUGGAGAUCUUACGAAAGUUUUGUCAAAGGUUGGUCCCAAUGCUUACAGAGUUAGUGGAUCACGAGCAUUUUCAGCAAAGUCAGGUUCUGGAAAAACUGAUGGUCAAGAUGAUUGGGGUAGUACAGUGGGUGGGUCACUCAGUGGGCCCAACUCCGAUGAUCUUAACUGGGACCAUGCUUCUAUGUGGUCAACUGGAUUGACCAAGGAGCAUUUUGAUGGGGAGCCUGUGGUCCAUCAGACAAGUGCUACUGAUAGCGGACUGGAUUCUUCUAAAUCUUCUGUCAUUUCUGAUUUGCAAGUAUUUGAAGAUAAGAUAAAGGAACUGGAGGCAGAAAACCGUAAGAACAAGGCUUUUGUAGAGGGAUGGGACCAGAGGUUGCAGGAGAUUAGUGUUUUAUUGAAACAAGUGCAAGAGCCUGGUGCAAGAGGGUCCUACCUGAAGGACUCAGAGAAGGCAGAGAUGUAUCGCUUGCACAAGGAGAAUCCUGAGGUCUACACAGUUGAGAAGCUUGCCAAGGAUUAUAGGAUUAUGAGGCAGCGGGUACAUGCCAUUCUUUGGCUAAAGGAACUUGAAGAGGAAGAGGAGAAAAAGCUCGGUCAUCCCUUAGAUGAUUCUGUAGAGCUCUUGCUUGACACCUGCCCAGAGUUUUUCGAUUCGCAUGACCGCGAAUUCCAUGUGGCAUCUCUUCCAUAUAAACCCGACUUCAAGGUUAUGCCAGAGGGUUGGGAUGGUACCAUAAGAGAUUUAGACGAGGUUCAUUACGAGAUCUCGAAGAAAGAAGAUGAUAUGCUCUAUGAAGAAUUUGUCCAGAGGAUGAACUUCAACAAAAUGAAAAUGGCAGGAGAGGUGAAAUGCCACAAGUAUAGUAGACGCCGGACGUCCGAGGGUUGGAAAUUCACGGUGGAGAAAUUGGGAAGCAGAGGGAAACGAGGAAAUGGCGGUGGAUGGAAGUUCGUAAGUUUGCCAGACGGAUCAAGCCGACCCCUAAACGAAAUGGAAAAAAUGUACGUCAGGAGAGAGACACCGCGCAGACGACGCAGGAUUCUUCCGUGAUAACGAGGUUUAACGUUCGAAUUCUAGAAUCUUGAAAAGUUUAUGUUCACCCGAUGACAGAUAGAUAACCAUGAAAAGAAAAAAUUCUUUUCCAUCAACAGCUGUUGGAAUAAAUGUGGCGAGAGAGAUUGAAGUUUAGUUUUCAGCUGUAAAUUAUUGAGCUUAUCUAUCUUCCUCUUCAUGCUUUUUGUUUUCUUCGCCGGAGACCGGCGUUGCAGCCGGUUUGCUUUGAGUAAGAAUGGGUGUUACUUAAUUACUAUAUUCACUAGCAUUAUUUACUUC
Molecule: messenger RNA, 1724 nt
Organism: Carica papaya (papaya)
Lineage: Eukaryota; Viridiplantae; Streptophyta; Magnoliopsida; Brassicales; Caricaceae
Gene: GCD1
Product: ribosomal protein L20
Source: RefSeq, a predicted model, not a curated record